GUUUGUACAUCAGGGCAAUUGUGGUCGAUAAAACCGGAGUCCCUGUGAAACUCACUGAGCAACAUGACAACAUGUGGAGCUUUCAGCAUUUGCUGAUGGAAGCUCGUUUAUGCAGAUUUGUAAGUACACUAUUUUACUUCUGGUUCCCGAUAAUCACUUCACUGAAUUUGGAUAGUUCUUUCGAACGUGGCAAAGUCCUCUCUUCCUUACAUUUCAAAUGCAAAUUCUUCGGUUCGCUAAGCGAGGAGGCAAUUAUGGGAGUGUACUUUCGAAAAGAUCAGCUUGAUCAACUUAGACCGGGUCACACUAACGAAAUGCUCUCCCAAGAAAUUGCAAUCACCACCAGGCCAAUAUCGCAUAUGUAUGGACUGAAGGAGAUUACUGUAAGCAUCCUCUCUUCCUUACAUUUCAAAUGCAAAUUCUUCGGUUCGCUAAGCGAGGAGGCAAUUAUGGGAGUGUACUUUCGAAAAGAUCAGCUUGAUCAACUUAGACCAGGUCACACUAACGAAAUGCUCUCCCAAGAAAUUGCAAUCACCACCAGGCCAAUAUCGCAUAUGUAUGGACUGAAGGAGAUUACUGUAAGCA
Molecule: messenger RNA, 585 nt
Organism: Opisthorchis viverrini
Lineage: Eukaryota; Metazoa; Platyhelminthes; Trematoda; Opisthorchiida; Opisthorchiidae
Exons: 3
Source: RefSeq, a predicted model, not a curated record